UUUGGAAACUUUAACAUUUAUAAAUGUAUGAAUAACAUGGUGAAAAUAUGACUUUGAAAAAGUGAACUCUCAAUUUUUUCUCUUAUGAUAUGCUAAAUAACCAAAAAUAUUGCUGUUAGAUUAUGACUGUUUGACUUUACAAAUGGCACCCCAUAAAGAAAUUAAAAACUAGUUUAUUGCAUCAUGUGUUGUUAUUGUUGUUUUGUUCUAACAGCAGCCCUCAGUCAUAAAUGUAAUUUAUUUGCAUUUCAGUCACAAAUGAUGAAACAUUUUGAACCCAUGAAUAUAAAUGAUUGAUGUCAGGAAACGACUCGCGCGCUGGCUGCGCACCUGGUGCCAAACCGGUCAGACAGAUGCGUCUCUGCAAGCAGGAGCUCAUUCUGAUGUGUUCCUGCAACUCUCUCUUCCAGCCGGUGACUAAAACUCUAAAUGUCGUUUAUUUUUGCGUGCUUAUUUAUUUAUUAACGUUUUAUAAGUUUGCGCAAAAAUCGAUGCGUCACAAGAUGGAAGCACCUUAUUUUUCUAUUUAACAACCAGUGAAUUUUGGGGGUAUUAUUUAGGUCGGUCCCUCUAGUGGACCUGAUGCCCACCCCUUCUAACCCCCCCAUCUAAACCUGCUGAUGAGAGAGUGGGAAGACGCGCACGCCUCCCUCCAUGCGCCAAAGCCACUCUCGCGCACUUUAACGGGGAAUAAUAGUCACAUUGUCUGUGGGAGAUGCUGGUGAGGAUCCGCUUCAGCACGCUGGACAGCGCUGGGAGGAAGUUGGAGAGGACCGUGACGCGCGCACACACCCGGAUCUGAAGCUAAUGUUGGAGACAUGAGGGUGAUCCCGGUGGAUCCAGGAGCAGGUUAACCUGAAGACACGGAGGACAAGGGGGAGGAGUAGAAGACAUGGACUUUGCUGAAAGCCUCUUCGCCUUGUUCAUCGUGGUGGUGGCAGUGGUGUCUCUGCUGUCCAACUUGUUGGUGCUGCUAUGCUUCGUCCACAGCAGCGAGAUCCGGCGGCAGGUCCCCGGGGUGUUCACCAUGAACCUGUCCUUCUGCAACAUCCUCAUCACGGUGCUCAACAUGCCAGCCACUCUGGUGGGCAUCAUCCGGGACCAGCAGCCGUUCGGGGACCGCGUGUGCCGCGCGGUGAGCUUCCUGGAGACCUUCCUGACCGCCAACACCAUGCUGAGCAUGGCGGCGCUCAGCAUCGACCGCUGGAUCGCGGUGGUGUUCCCGCUCAGCUACGCCACCAAGAUGCGCUACAAGGACGCGCUGAUCAUGGUGUGCUACUCCUGGCUGCACUCCUUCACCUUCUCCCUGACGGCGCUGCUCUUCUCCUGGCUGGACUACAGCCGCGCGUACGCGUCCUGCACGCUGCAGCCCAGCGCGGAGGGCAGCGACGGGGUCAAGUUCACAGUCUUCACCGUGGUGUUCCACGCCACCAGCUUCAUGCUGUCCCUGCUCACCUUGUGCUUCACCUACUUAAAAGUGCUGAAAGUGGCGCGUUUUCACUGCAAGAGGAUCGACAUCAUCACCAUGCAGACCCUCUUUCUGCUGGUCGACAUCCACCCGAGCGUUAAACAAAGGUGUUUAGUUGAGCAGAAGAGGAGGAAGCAGAGAGCCACCAAGAAGAUCAGCAUCUUCAUCGGUUCGUUCAUCAUCUGCUUCGCUCCUUAUGUGAUCACAAGAUUGGCUGAGCUCCUCCCGUUUGUGGACAUCAACCGCCACUGGGGAAUCAUCAGUAAGUGCCUGACUUACAGCAAGGCUGCGUCUGAUCCGUUUGCCUACUCGCUUCUGCGUCAGCAGUACAAGAAGGUCCUAGUUUCUGUGGUCAACAGGCUGCUCCGCCGUGACCUCUACCCCUCGUCGGGCCACAACAGCUCUGUGGACACGGAGAAUGACUACUGUCUCCAGAGGAUCAGCUAAUGGCGAACCUGUGGACAGGACGGACACGCUCCAAUGGUGCAGGGCCAAAAAUAAAGGCUGGCUCGUGGAGAAGGUGGGCGGAGGAAACAGGAUGAGGAGAGACGACAGGGCAUUGUUACAGGGGAAGGAGAAAACAGGGGAGGCAGGGGACAGAAUGUGGGUGGAGGGCAUUGAAGGAGCAGAAAAAUAAAGAAAGCAGAAAGUGGGAGGAUGAAGCGGGGACAGGUGAGGGCGACGAGAGACGAGGAGUGAUAAGAUGGCAAACAAGAGAUCUGUGAUUCAUCAACUACAGCAAAAACAACCAUACAGAUCAAAACUGAUUCGCUUCACCCAGCUGAUCUGCUCAGCUGGAGUCUUUGACGCUUUCAGAGACACGUGGAGGACAACGUGGCCUUUCAGAGCUGAAUCGGACUCUUUGAGAGGAUUCUUGGAAUUGGUGGUGUGACAGCGGUCAUCCUGCUGCACAUUCUAGACAUGUUCUGUGCUUCACAGUCUUUAAAUAUUGAUGCACUUUGUCAAAAUGUCCCCAAGCUACUGUAGUCACAGGAGCCAAAAGGGGGUCGAGAUUCACACGAUGAGUCUGGUGAUGAUUUUCUAUUUUUAAUACAGCUAACAAGUUCCAGAGAUGAAAGAUGUGAGUGUUUACAUUUACACCACGGUUUUUAACCCUACCUGUGGAGUCCCCCCUGGAACGUUCAUCAGAAAAAAUAAAAUAAAAGAGUAAAGGACGGAUCAACGCACUGUAAAAAAUAAUAAAGUGGAACAAGAGAAAAAAGGUAAUUUAAUUUAAUGUAAUUAUUUUAUUUCAUGGCAAGAUACAAUCUUUACUCAAGUGGUUUUAGUGCCUAGAUUUACCAGAUAACUGGGUUCAGAUACUCAAAUUCAGCCUCUGAGUCAACUAACAAAUCUACAUCCACUAGACUGGGAUUUCUAUUUCAUCUUUAAUCAUUCAUUUGUUUACUCACUUCCAAAAUGUAGUCAUUAAGCAUAAAAAAACGCCACAACUGAAUUAAUACUCACACAAACCCCAGCAAUGUCAACAAGAUGAGCUUUUUGUUUUUAAAGGUGCAAUUUGUAAGAAUUCAAGUGUGAAAUUACCACAGAAUAGUCUAACCAUGUUGGAAGAAAGGUUUCACUGAAACAGGUUUCAUUCUCAGCUGGUCUGUUUACGCUCUGAGUUUGUGAGAUUGUAAUUGCAAUUGAACACUGGCAGGCAAAAAGCUUCAGAGUUGUUUAAAUAACCAAAUCCAGUAAACAGGAACAACCUCAGAAUUAUUUCUGGUACCCCUAAGAAGCCAUGACAUUGUUUUGUUUUACUCUGAUAUCAAGUGAAGCAGGCUGGAGGCUAACUUUGAGCUAACAAUGUUAAUGGUGAAUUAGAAGCAAAACGUUACUAAUAACUCAAUAUUACAGUGAAAUUUAUGUUUGAAGUGAAUGAGUAAAUCGUGGCAUUUCAUUUCCUUUAAUUAUUCGUUCAGAACUACAACAGCAAGAUGGCAAACAACACUUCCUGUUUCGCUGGAGACAAACUACUGUAAUACAUCUAGUAAGUGGUCCCAAUCUUAAAAAAUCGGAGUGCCAGCACCAGAUAUAACAAUGUAUCUGCUUAUCAAUACUGUGUAUGACUCAUCUUUACUUGUCAUCUAGAAUCUUCUGGUGUUGAUCCAUAACUGGCAACAGCCAUGAAACAUAUGGAACAGGAGUGAAAAAUUAAUAGUCGUGUCUAAAAUGGACUGCAGUAACCACAUUUGACCACAGGAUGGCAUUCUUACAAAUUGCCCUUUUAAAUGAUCCCCCCAAACAAGCACCCUUCCUUACAGUUUACCUAUGGGUUUUAAUUAAAAUAUAUAUUUGAAAGGAGCUAUAUUAAACUUAAAUAACUGAACCCAAUUAAAGGCCUUAAAGGCCAAAUUAGCCACUAGAAUGGGAAUUUGUAAUAAAUUAGGGAUAAGUUAGAGUUUAAACGAUUCUUUAUGAUAUCGAUAUCAUGACAUAUUUAACAUAUGGUCCAACCCAACAGUCAUUUGCUAUCUUAGACACCAUAUUGGUUGUUUUUAGCUAUUGACCAUAGAACAUAGGGAUGUAUUGUCUCCAUUGUUGAAAAGUGAUGCCACAAUGUCUUGUUUACAGACUCUGCCACGUUGUAUCGAAUCAUUGGCUGUGUUUAAAUUCUGUGAUUGAAUCAUUUGAUUGUUGCAUUUCGAGGUUGAUUGCGUGACAGCAAUGUGACAAAGGCUGUCUAAAUGAAAAGGUUCCUCCAAAAUGGGCCCACAGAUGUGUCCUUUUCCACGGAUUUUAAGGGCAGGUCUAAUUCAUGGCCAACCCUGUUCCAAGGUUCAUAAUAACUGAGUCCCAAGAGAGAGAGGAUUGUAGUUUUAAAUUAAGCGUUGAUUGCAAAAAUGGAUAAAAGCUAUUUUUGAUCAAACUCAACAAACUGUAUUUUGAGAAAUAUAAAAGAAAUGCAUCCUGAAGGAAAAAAAAAGUGGAAAAUGUACAAAAACAGCGUUCUGUUUUACGAGGUGAACUCCUCAAAUGUUAUGCUGGUGAAGGUUCUCAGUCACCCAGGUCACGGUAGUCCAAGGGGUUCAUAACGCAGCUCUGAACCAAAUCCCCAAACAGUUUCAGUCUCGGUCACACCCUCCUUCAUCUAAUGAAUACAACAAUCCCCUCACAAUAGAGACUAACAACCUCGGCGACUCAUCAGGAGACAGGGAGGAGGGGUAUUCACAUGUAGUUUCUGGUCGUUAAGAAACAACACACAGGAAUAGUUUAUAAGCUUGACUCAUAUUCCAGUCAGCUGCCUUCAUUUGAAUCCUUUGGGUCUUCAAAUGUUAAUUAAAGAGCAAGUCAUCCCCAAAUCAACUUUUUUUUCUGAUAAACUAUAUAAAUGUGUGUCUAAUCGUGCUGCAGACACGUGUAGUUAAUAGUUUUGUACUUUUAGUUAAAAUUGUAAUUUUCUGCCUAAAACUGUCAGUGUUGUACCUUUGUCAGGUAAAAACUCUGCACUGCAUUUGAAUUUAAAUUGCCACCGCUAUUGGCUAAGAGGUAUGCUAUGAUGUAAACUGGUCCUUAUGAUGUCACAAUGCCGUUGUGAGCCUGUGUGUAUGUGUGUAUUUGUUAGCGGCUACAACCUCUUGGUCUGCUAGGCAACAGCAUUUGUUGCAUUUUUCAAACAUGAAGAGGGAGUGAAGUAAGUUUCUUAUAGGGGGUUACUUGCUCUUUAAAUAAAAUUAGUGAUGAUAUUAAAAUCUUAAUGCAGUUGUGUUAACAGGUUUUUGUUUUUUAUGUAGUUAUUUUUAAAACAUAAUUUUGGUCGUAUUGAAAAAUCUUCAUAAACAAGCUCCUAAGAUGCUAAAGAUGCUCUAGCUCCUCAAUGAUGUUAUAAAAAGCUCUGGAAUAUUUUGCCCAUAUGUCGAGAUAAUGCUGGAAUAAAUCAGAAGUCCAGACCGCCAUGUUUUACAGCAGCUUACUUUAAGUUUUAGACCACAACAAAUAACCCAGCCGAGCUCUCUGGAGUAUGUGGCCCCUGAAUUUGGACACAGUCACAGUCUGAGACACUUUUGAAUGUUUCAGAUGUGAAUCUGCAGCAAAAGUGUUUACACAGCUCGUCCAAAGGUCAGAUUUCCAAGAUCAGGGGUGAUUUUGCCAGUUCAAGCAAUAACAAUCCCAAGGAAAGACGUUAGCAUAUAUCCAAAAGGUCUGCAGUUUAUUUUCUGUUGUGUUUACCUCGGCCACGUUACCGAAUGCCCUCGUGUUUAACUUCCUGUCUGGCCCUGUCUGAACUACUGAGCUCAACUCGCUCUAGAACCGUAGCACAUAAAAAAAUAAUCCAGAAGAGUCAGUUUAACAAAAGAACAUGACAGUCCGCUUUUGGGACUCAUCAGACACGUGCUGCUUUGCCACCGGUCAAAACACACCCAUGGACAAUGACGGCAGCUAUUAGUUGCAAACUACGCUUUGCAGACGUUACGUAAUGCUUGCACGGUCUAGUGGAAAGUCACAAUAAGGUCAAAAACUAGUAAAUAAAAUCUGAGCUCUGCUUUUAUUCAUUUCUGAGACGGGCCACUUUGUUCACAUGAAGGGGGCAGGGACUAAAACGUGUAGUGGAACCAGCCACUAGGGGGCGCUUGUUUUGGUUUGGUUUUCAACACUGUGUUUGGAUGUCUACGGUCUAUUUUUGUGGAUGUUUUAACCAUAUUGAAUCAAACUAAAUUCUUUAGAUAAACUGGAUUUUCAGCAACUGUGGACUAUACUGGGCUUUGUUUUUACAUUAGCUUUCAUCCUUAAUCUUUCAUACAACCUUUCCUAAGCAAAGUUCCCCAAAGGGUAGGAAACAUUUUUUACUUUAACACACAAAAUGUUCUAAGAUCUCAGUUACAAAUGCUACAAACUCCACAUAAACCUACAGGGUUCAAACAUAUAACCUAAUGUUGACUGUUUUGGUAGAAUUAAGUAACAAAGAAGGAAUCCAUUUGAUUUCAUUAGGGUCAAAUCUGCUGUGAUUGCAGCUAAGGCGAAUCAGAACAAAGAUGCACUGAAAACAAAGAAUGUACACCUUUAAGUAAUGAUAACUGGACAAAAAUAAUAUAAAAACAUUCAGUGGCUGCAGAGAAAAGUUUCAGAUGAAUAGAAUUUUUGACAAAUGAAUUAAUUUAUUGGACUUGAUCUUUCCCAUCACCAGACUCAUACGUCAGCGUGUGACCUGAAUGUUUUAGACAGCGCACUUUAGUCCGAGGUGUAAAACCAAGACUCGAUUUGCAAGCAGACUGCAGAAAGAAACAAAUGUGUGUCUGGAUAUUUAACACCAUGAUGAUGUGCUUUGCUCUGUACAGGAGCAGCUUCUUAUCUAGAUUUAAAGGAUGUAGCAUAGCCAUGGUCUCCAAGUGCUUUAAAACACACUGUUUAGUGUCUGUGCCAGAUUGAAAUGUGUGACUUUUCCAGCUGAUCGGUACUUUUACCAGACCAGCUGCUUUAUUAUAAAACAGAAUCUAUUUAUUUGGAUGUAUUUGACCCACAUGUAUUAUUUUCCUCCUGUGUGCUGUUCUUGGACAGACUGGUUUCAUAUUAGUGGAAUAUGUGCAAUAUAAAAGCUGUCAGUUUUGAAGCUAUUAAAAGUAUUAAUGUUUGCAUAGUGACAUCCUUGAAACUGGUACAAUACCAUUCAUUCCCAUCAUGCCUCAUUGCUGGACUUAAUUUGUAGGUUUAUAAAUUCAAUUUAGUCAGUAGAGUUUAACCUUUGUGGACAAUGAAGGAUUAACGAGGAAAAUAUUUUGAAGGCAGUUGUUCAAAGUUUAUGAGCGAUGUCUCGAAUUCAGUCAAUUUCAAAAUAAUUUAAAUUUAAUAUAUUCGUUAGUUCUGUCCGAGGAAAUUGGAACAUCGACAGAAACGUGAGAAAAUCCAUUUGCAGGAGUUUGCCUAAUAAGAGACAGGUCACAGUUCAGUUUACUCUAACUCAUUAAUGGGUUUUCCUCAGCUGGAUGCAUGAAAACAGUUAAAACACUAUUUAUUUGCAGACUUGAAUUGAAUAAUCACAGUGUUUGUGUGGCUCAGAGCCAGAACCAGGCAGUUUCUCCACUUUAACGCAUUAUAAUUAACCCCUCUUCAUCAGAGGCUAACAAAGAAGAACAAACUGGUAAUUAUAAAUGAUUCAAAUGGAAAAUGUAUUCAGGGUAAAGUACAUGCCUCUUGUUCAGGAAGUUGAAAUCACUUUAUAGAUUUUACAUUUAACUGAUGUCUUAUGAUAUAACAUGCACUUAAAAAAAUAACCCACCUUUACAGUGCCACUCUCUAGCUUCUCUUUGGGAAUAUCGAGACAUUCCUGGGGCAAAGACAAUGUACAAAAACCCACUAAAGGAGUUCUAUUCAGAUAGAGGAACCACCUCAGAUGACCUUUUGAGUUGGAGGAGCACCAGCUCUUCUCUAAGGUCCACUUUAACAAAGGUGAUCCCACCUUGUCUUUAAGGCUGAUCCCAGCUACUCUAUGUAGGAUGUCUUUUCAGCUGCUAACAUCCUGGGUCGUUGGUAUUUUUACAAACCAGUGAAACAUGAGCUUUGCAUUUUGACUCAACUCCUUCACCACGACCCAUUGGAGCACUGCUGUCAUCAUCACCGUAGACAAAGUCCUAAUCAGUUUGUCCAUGUCAUGCAGGACUGGAGACAAAGAACAGCCCCAGUGGAGACCAACCUGAACUUGAAACAAGCUCAUCUCAAUGCCAAGACACAACUCCUGCCUCUUCAAGUGUCCGUGGCCCCCCCACCGCUCCUAGGGACAUGCCUGUGAUUGAGGUGGCGGUAGCUCAGGAAACAAGCCCAGCAGCAGCUCCUCAAACAUCUGGGUUGAGUCCAUAGGCGUCAUUUUAACCGGGGACGCCGGGGACAUGUCCCCGGCAAAAUUUGUGAUUGGCAACUGUGUCCCCCCCUCUUUCAAAAACGCCUGCUGAUGAGGAUUUUUGUUUUACCAGCUCAGAUCUUAUACCGGGGUCGGCAACCUAUUCCCAUCAAAGAGCCAUUAUUACCCGUUUCCCACGGUAAUUUUGGACGGACCUUAAUAAGCAGUGACUUAAGUGAAGCAGGCAGGUCGCGCUAGGAAAUUUAGUUUAAAAAGACGUCAUAAAUGUGUUCCCCCGUCAUUUUAAUUUAUAAAAUAUGAAGUAAAAACUCCCAAUUUAAUUUUCAUUCAUUUGUCAUUAAUAUUUAGUCUACACCCGUGCGUUAAGUGGACCAUUUUCCAGUAAAAGCAAAGCAUCCAGCCCACCUCUCCAAAUGCGUAAAAUGUGCAUCAGCCGCUAGUUAGGCGCACCAUCAGCUGAUCAGCCCAGACAAGAGCAGAGCAACUAGAGAAAGAAUAGAGGAUAAUUGUGUCUGGAUGUGGAUGGAGAUUACAUUUUACAGCAGCCUGAUCAUCAUUUAAAUACGUAAACCAUCACCUGGCUUCUAGUCCAUGCUAUCAGCAUUAUUUUAAUUGGUGUGUGUGUAUGUUUUCCACUUCGAACACUGGUCUAACCAACCAGACCAGCGUGUCCAGUAACAUAUUAAUGUUACAAUUAAACAGUUUCACUUCAUGUAGGCUAGGAACAUUCCACCUGCCGUGGCCCGGCCGCUUCUGCUCCACAUAAACUUUGUGCGUGAUCAAAUGUCUCUACGCGUCAUGCGUCUCCAUAUUAGAGACGGGAACAAGCGCUGUUCAGCCAAAGUUUCAUAAUUUCAUAAAAAGAACAUUUUUCCAAGUGACAUCCCUCAGAGAGACCGGGUUUCCAGACUGUUUCAGUGGGAGGAAAUCAUCGCAUGAGCCGUGGUUCUGCACUGCGCUGCGAACCCCUCAGAUCUUCAGCUCACUGUCCACCGUGGGCGCUCCGAGCCGCGCUGAACACAGUGUCCAGUAUAAAGCUCUGAUGUUCUGAUGGGAAUAUUUUACCUUCGCGAUGUGCGUUAAUGAUUAAAAUGUCAGCUCAUCCAUGCGCAUCAGUGUACGUCGGGGUAAUUAUUUCAAACCAAGCAACAUCCUUGAGUUCAUCUGUCAAAAUAAACAGUCAAAUGGAAAUAUAUGUAACCUGCCAUUUAACUGUUUUGCCUUCCUGUGAAAAUUGUUGCAAAGAGAAACAAUUAAACUUGAUUAACCCCAGAGCCACCCAGAGAACCAGAGCGCAUGCGGGAAGAUUCCUCCCACUGAAGCGAGUGUUUUCCAAACCCUGUCUCUCAGAGAGACUUGUCACUUAGAAAAUGUUCCCUGAUUAUGAAACUUUGGCUGAAUAGCGCUUGUUCCCGUCUCCAAUGUGGCGACACAUCCAGGAACCUGUCUGAGGAGAAGCCCAGAAUCUCAUAUUGUCUUCAGCUCAUAAAGUGCCUAUAUGAUUACGCACAAGCGUGACCCGUCAACCCGGUCUCACAGUAAGACCGGGUUGGACCUGUUCAGGUUUACGCAGACAAUCUUUACAUUUAGAAUUGACUUACAGAUGUAAAAUUAAUGCAGUAAAAUAUAAAGCAUUUUAUUUAAAUAUCCAUUCAUUAUUUUACAAGCACAGAGAGCCGCAUCAGAUGGAUGGAAGAGCCGCAUGCGGCUCCAGAGCCGCGGAUUGCCAACCCCUGUGCUAGCCUACUUUAUUGUCCCCAGCAAUUUUUAAACCCCACUCAAGUGUAUGGUUAUUGUCCCCAGCAAUUCUGAAAACAAACUGACGCCCUUGGUUGAGUCAGAACCAUCACUGACUGGUCUGUAUCUAUUGGAUCAAAGCACUCAACCUUAGUAAAUGUUAACACUAAUGGAAAGUCUGUGCUGUGUUCUGCUUGGCUUGUUGGUCUAGGAGUAUGAAUUUUGCAUUGGGUGUGAGAGGUCCUGGGUUCAUAUCUGGGAUGAGCCCAACUUUUAACAGUAAAUGUAUUUGUGAGUUACAGAAAUUACAUGAAGCAAAGUGAGGGGAAAGCUUUCUGUGCGUGGAGGUGCUAAGUUGUUUGCCACUCAAACUCUUACAAAAUUGCAAGUUUGUCACAAAUAAAAACUUGUUUUGUGCACCACUGCCAUACUGUCUUUAAGUCAACCCUUUAUUAAAAACCAAACAAGUAAGGAAAACAUUCACAUGUUAGAGACAUUACUGUAACAGAUACACAGUCAAUGGCCUUUUCACAAAAGGUGUUGUCUAAACUUGUGUACUCACAUACUUGUGAAACGCCAUCAACACUGGCCCUAGUAUGUAUCAUAGCAUGGUCUCUCAGAGUUCCUGGAUGUGUUCUUGCUUUGUCCAUUGUAUGCUUCUGUGGACUUGGGUCAGAAAGUUAUCCCAAAAUGCAUGGCAAUGCACUAGGAAGUGAGAUAAUAUUAUCCCCGUACAGGCCUGUCUUCAUUGGCUCCCCAUAGAGAAGCCAUUUUAUAUGUUUGCUCUUUGUUUCCAAACCCCUAAAUGGGUUGGCUCCUCCGAUGAACUGGUAAACAUCUUAUCUCCGACAAGAAAUAUGAGGUCUAACGUUCAAUUCCUCUUACCAAUUCUGAAGAAA
This is a messenger RNA of Nothobranchius furzeri (turquoise killifish), 10900 nucleotides long. It is a transcript of the gene gpr78b, whose product is annotated as G protein-coupled receptor 78b. Gene Ontology annotation, biological process: adenylate cyclase-activating G protein-coupled receptor signaling pathway. The record is from RefSeq and is a predicted model, not a curated record. Gene Ontology annotation, molecular function: G protein-coupled receptor activity. Gene Ontology annotation, cellular component: membrane. Lineage: Eukaryota; Metazoa; Chordata; Actinopteri; Cyprinodontiformes; Nothobranchiidae.